This is a messenger RNA of Cyclopterus lumpus (lumpfish), 1664 nucleotides long. RefSeq names its product C3a anaphylatoxin chemotactic receptor-like. The coding region runs from base 91 to 1176 and encodes 361 amino acids. NCBI's taxonomy places the organism in Eukaryota, Metazoa, Chordata, Actinopteri, Perciformes, Cyclopteridae. The transcript has a single exon. Gene Ontology annotation, molecular function: G protein-coupled receptor activity. The record is from RefSeq and is a predicted model, not a curated record. Gene Ontology annotation, cellular component: membrane. Gene Ontology annotation, biological process: G protein-coupled receptor signaling pathway; immune response.
UGUACUUUUAAAGGGAAGUGAAGACUUGCUUGGACAGCACUUUGUUUUUCCUUUCAUGCAGACGCCAUAGUCAGCACAUACACUUUCAACAUGAACAACUCAACUGAGCUGUCUUCUUCAGAGGAAAUGGCCCCUGAGGAGUUUGACGGCGGGACAGCAGUGGCUUGUGUGAUCCUGGGCCUGUCCUUCCUGGUGGGAGCUCCGGGGAACCUGCUGGUGAUCUGGACUAUCCUGAGACACGUCAAGCAGCGUUCCCACACUGUGGUGCUCAUCCUGCACCUGGCCAUUGCAGACCUGCUGGUCCUCAUCACCCUGCCUCUUUGGAUCUACUCCCUGGUCCACUUCUGGGUGUUUGGAGAAGCCUUCUGCAAAGCCAUGGUGUUCAUGAUCAACGCUUGUAUGUACAGCAGUGUUUUCCUCAUUACCCUCAUGAGCGUGGAGCGCUUUGUGGCCGUGCGCUAUCCCUUUGCCUCAGCUGGCUGGAAGAGGAAAAAAGCUCUGAAUAAAGUUCUGCUGGCUCUGUGGACUGCAGCAUUCUUGUUCAGCGUACCUGUCAUCCCAACUCAGGUUGUAGGGACGGAUUCUGAUGAGGAGCACUGUCUGUACCGCUUCUACACUUCUAUGACCCAGGAACUGGUGUGUGUGCUGCUCGAGACACUGGUGGGCUACAUAUUACCCUUCUUCAUCCUCGUGGUCUGCUAUGGCUGCCUGUGCAGCCGGAUUACUCAGAUGACCUUCAAGUCGAAGCGCAAGUCCACGGUCCUCAUUGCCAGUGUGGUGGUUGUGUUCGCCAUUUGUUGGACGCCUCAUCACAUAGGAAACGUCCUCUCACUCGUCAUCCUGGCCACUGACGACUCCUUCCCUGACGCAGCAGAGAAUCUGGAGAGCGUCAGGAGCACCAUGACCUUCAUCGCUGGAGCCAUGGUCUUCAUCAGCAGCACUGUUAACCCCAUCCUCUACAUGUACGCCGCGCGCUCCUUCAGGAGCUCCUUGCGUGACACCGGCAUCCAGAAGCUCUUCCGCCACAUCUCCAGCACCUCCCCAGGUGAGGGCAAUAAGGAGUUGUCCUUCGUGUCCAAGAGACAGAGCAAUCAGACCAACAGUUCUCAGUGUGUGUCGGAGUCAAAAGACCAAAUGGACAUAUUAAUAAAAAUGUGUGAAAAUAAUCCAUCCUGAUAUUGAAAUUAUAUGUAAUGUCUGUGCCGUGUGUAGAUAUUCAUGUGUAUAAAGAAUUUUGUAUGAAAUUACAACACACAAAAAUGGGAAGUCAGAGCUUAUCUGUACAAUACUUGACCAACUCUGUAAAUUAUCUACAAGUUAUGUUGUUUCUUCUUAAAAUGGUGACCAUGUAUUUAUAAAUAUGACAUAUAUUAUGUACUUAGAUAAAUGCCAUAGAGUACAAUACAUAAUUUUAUGACAUGAAUGAAACGUUAUUUUAUAAUUUUGUUUGAUUAGGUAUAAUUGAUUCUGUGAAAUAUGUUGUCGUAAAUGCCUGUAAGUGUGGGAAUAGAACACAGUAUGUUUUCAUCUGAUAAUCCAGAGUCUUAUGUCUACACUUGUGCCACAGAGAAAUGUUUAAUUGACAGCUUUGGCUGUCUCUGAUACGUUCUCGUUCUGUGUUGGGAAACAUCAUCUGAUUGUGAGCUAAUAAAACUGUCAAUUUA